AAAGGCGUUCGUGGAAGGAAGGCCGCUUACACGAACGCUGUCUGGAUUAAAAGUUAAAAGGAGAAAGAAAAUAUAAGGGUUUUACAUCGCGUAUACGAUUUUGUUCUGUGAGAACGGGAAGAUUUUUUACAAAGAUGUUAGUCAAAGGAUUUAGACUCCUCCUUAGGCCUACCAGGCGUGUGAUCUGUUCGCCCAGCAUCGCUAAGCUCUCCUCGCAGCCAAAUCCUGAAAAUGCUGAGCUUACGGAGGAGCGUGAGUUUAAGUGGCUGUGGCCAGCCUAUCGCGAGGUGGAGAUGCUCAAAGCAGGUCACGACAUCGGCUGCAAGCACACAGGCGGACGCUAUAGGUACAACACUGUCAAGCCCCUGGACCCUGGACACGUUGAGCAGGCCCUGAGGCACUAUCAGAGGAAAAUCCACAACUGCCGGUGCUUCUUAAAAGAACGUGACGGGAAAUUGUGGGUUUGCGAGGAUGCGAAUCCAGAAAUCGACUUUGAGUACCUAGAGGGAGCCGAGAGCAGCGCCGUCAUCAAGCAGCUUACAGGUGAGCCUUUCUCCGCUGACAGCACGCCCACCUGGAAAGCGAGACUCGUCCCCGUGGCCGCCGACGCCCCCUGCCCCAUGCCCGAAAUAAAGGCAGCUUUCCCCUACCAGUAUGACCUCGUCAUGAUGCCACACCACUCAUUCAUCGACGGGGUCACAAUGGCAAUAAUCACCGGAAAACUCGUGGGACUGCUGAAUGACGUCAUAGCCGGACGACCCAUCGACGACGAGCCCUUUGGGGUCUACCUGAACAACGAGGAAAUUGUCAAGAUCGAUGAACAGAUUGUGAAAGACUUUGAAAAGGAACCCGAGAAAGUCGAAGCGAUGAAGCAGGAGCUCCUAGCGUGCGACACCACGCCCAUCCUCUGCAAGGCCUUCCCACCCCCCGGAGGGAAGCCAGCAACCGACUUCGUCUAUCGAAACGUCGACCAAGAGUCUCUAGCUUCCUUCACGGCAAAAUGCAAAGCUAAUAGUGUCACGUUCAACAGUGGACUGGAGGCUGUGAUUAAUACCGCCAUUAUUGAGAUGGCGAAGGAGGCGGGAGUGGAGGGGGAGUCCCACUACUUGAGCAUCAAUCUAGCGACGGAUCUGAGACGCUACAUGAAGCGCCGCCCCCUCCCGAUCCUCGGUAUGCACGUGCGCCCCACUGUGCACAGGAUAGAGACACCCUUUGACGCCCGGGACAACUUCUGGGACUACACCAGGAAGCUCCACCAGAGGCUCUCGGUUCUCCUGAAGUCCGGCGAGGCCCUUCAGCAGAACGUGGUGAGGGAGACGACCCUGCCGCAAGUCUCCCCGGUGGAACACCACGCAGAAGGUCCCAAACCCCUGCGUGACUACGGCGUCACCAACAUCGGGGAUCUGACAGCUGUUAUUCCAGGCGUCGGGGAGCACCUCCAGCAGACGGACCUCGCCAUGUUCAACUGCACGCACUACUCUGGGUUCCCGAUGCUUCACCAGAUCUACACCUUCCGAGGACACUCGCCCUACACGCUCAGCUACGACACCUCUUACAUAGCGAGGGAGACCGCCGUUACACUCACAGACAGGGUCCUCAUGCUUAUGCACGAACUUGGGACAUCGCCCUAAAACGUUAGAAGAAAAAGGAUUGAGAACACGAAGUGAUACUUGUUGACUAAAAUUUUUGACGAUUGCAAUAACUAAAAAGCUUGUUUAUAUAUUUAAAAAAUGGUUCCAGCUCACUCCUCCAUGAGUUAUAACAAGCUCGUUAUAACGACAAAGGAGAGGAAAUGAGCGAAGGUUAAUACACGUUAGGUCUUUGAAACUCCGUGAAUGAAAAGGCGGCAAGGCGAAACGAUACGAGAUUGUACAGAAAUACGCUAUAUAAUUUUAUAAACACCAAGGUCUUAGUUUUAAUCUUCUUGACGAUGUUUGUUACGUGAAGUGUGAAUUCUAGCUUCAUUUUCUGUUAGGUCAUCGCACUAUGGAAAUGAAACUACAGAAAUUCACCUUAAUUUAACUGAAUCUAAUAUUUAACAUUGUUUAGACUUACCAGUAUAUUUAGGGAAAUUAUAUGAAAUAUAUAUUUUUUGACUUCGACAUUUGCACAAUGUCGAUAUAUUUUUGACUCUCUGAUUUUCCUGUAGACAUAGACUAACGAUCGACGAAGUUGUUUAAAAUUUCUUUUCCUCAGAAAAAAACAUAAUCAUAUGCGAUGUAGUUUAUGCAUAUAAGAUAUUAAUUCCCGAAAGAUAUUUAUUAUAUUAAUAUAUUCAAUUAAUGUAUACAUCCAUUUGUGUUUAUUGUCUUCUCGUUUUGAUAUAGAGAAUGGGGGAAAUGGCAAACGAAAGAUAAAAACAACAAAAUGUAUAAAUGAAAUGGAAUAAACGAAUAUAUAUAA
This is a messenger RNA of Penaeus monodon (black tiger shrimp), 2403 nucleotides long. RefSeq lists its product as uncharacterized. NCBI's taxonomy places the organism in Eukaryota, Metazoa, Arthropoda, Malacostraca, Decapoda, Penaeidae. The transcript is spliced from 6 exons. The record is from RefSeq and is a predicted model, not a curated record. The coding region runs from base 135 to 1631 and encodes 498 amino acids.